Messenger RNA from Sebastes umbrosus (honeycomb rockfish), 2458 nucleotides. It is a transcript of the gene kcnk17, whose product is annotated as potassium channel, subfamily K, member 17. The record is from RefSeq and is a predicted model, not a curated record. Gene Ontology annotation, biological process: potassium ion transmembrane transport; stabilization of membrane potential. Lineage: Eukaryota; Metazoa; Chordata; Actinopteri; Perciformes; Sebastidae. Gene Ontology annotation, molecular function: potassium ion leak channel activity. Gene Ontology annotation, cellular component: membrane. The coding region runs from base 489 to 1406 and encodes 305 amino acids. The transcript is spliced from 5 exons.
CAAGUUGUGUUAAUGCAUUAAAGAAUUUAGUGGCGUUAAAACAAAUUUGCAUUAACAUGUUAUUAUCACGUUAACUUUGACAGCCUUAAUACAUGUAUAAUGUGUUAUUUUUCUCUGUCCUAGAGAUUGUACAGUGCCUCUAGAAACCACACGCCAACUACUGUGACCGGUCUUGAAUUGACUCCUGCCAUAACUCCAUGACCUCAUAGACUGUGGCUCACACAGUGGUCAGAAACUCCAACAUUUGACCUUACCCGCUGUCCUCACCUACAGCCCAACCUGUACUUUUGACUCUCCCUCUUCUCAUUUCGCUCCUCUAAAUUUGCAUGGCAGGUCAUUGGAGUGAUUGAAACAGUAGUGCGGGUGGAGGUUCAUUUGCCUGAACUGCAUGGAAAGAUGAGAAGCCGAGCAGGUAAACCCUCACUCCUCGCUGUCCCCGGCUGCAGAGGUCAAGACGCUGAGCUUGUUCUGUACCAGGGAGCCCCGAGAUGGGACUAAAGGAGAUGUUCAACUUGGCGCAGGUGUCCUCCAUCCUCGUGCUCGGGGUGGUCUACGUGACCUACGUGCUGAUCGGCGGGGUGGUUUUCUGGAAGCUGGAGGGAGAUCUCGGACAGAAGGACAUCGGUCGUUUGCUGUCGAACAAAGAGAUGCUGCUCACGACGUACACCUGUCUGAACCAAGAAGGCCUGGAGGCGGUGGCUCAGGUUGUUCAAGAGGCAUCCAAGGCAGGACUGAGUUUGAAAGGCAACUACACCACGGACGGCUUCUGGAAAUUCACCAGCUCAGCUGUGUUUGCUGCCACUGUGGUCACAACUAUAGGUUAUGGGAACAUGAGUCCCCUUUCCACUGCUGGCCAGAUCUUCUGCGUGUUCUUCGCCCUGAUCGGUAUCCCGCUCAACAUGGUGGUGCUCAACAGGGUGGGCAAGUACAUGCUCGCUAUCGACAGGAACAUCUCCGACUUCCUCGAGGGGAAGACCGGGCGAAGGAAGUGUACCCGCUUCUUUGUCCACCUGGUGUCUUACCUGUGUGGAGCAGCGCUCUUCUUCGUUGUGCCCAUGAUUCUGUUCCAGCUGCAUGAGGGCUGGACCUUCUCCCAGGCCAUCUACUACUGCUUCAUCACCCUCAGCACCAUCGGCUUCGGAGACUUUGUGGCAGACAGUAAUCCAGACAAAGAAUACCCAGAGUGGUACAGCAUCCUCAUGGCCUGUUGGAUCUUCUUCGGCCUGGCCUGGCUGGCCCUCGUCAUCAACCACUCCAUCGACAUCCUGGAGCGGCUCAACAGCCAUUUCAAACAGCGGUGGAGUGGAAAGAAGCAGGAGGAAGCGUCCGGCAGCGCAGAGAUCGACAACCCAGACACACAGGUGGAGGAGGAAGAUGACAUCAAGAAGCCUCCAAUGACUCAUUAAAACUGCAAAACAAGGUGAAGAUCUCAGUGAGCUGACCUAGUGAUAGAAUUAUUUGUCUGUAGAUCAGGACAUGGGGAACAAUACAUCAUGGAAUGUGGCUAAGCCAUGGCAGGAUGUGUGUGUGUGUGUGUUAUGAGACUGUAAAUGUUGAGAGUCUGUGAUGAUUUAAUAUGUGACGAGCAGUUUGUCAGUUUUGAUCCUUUCUCCUCAACCACCCUUAAAAUAUUGACUCAUUUUUGUUGAGUCAGGUUUGUUUGUUUUUGACGGCAUGCGACAUCGACGUGCUGUUCAGUCUGUUAGCAUGUCACCGUAAACAUGGGACUGUUGUUAAUCUACUUGGUUAAAAAAAAGAGAUUAAAGUCUAGGGAAGGAUACUGGGUCAACACUUACUUUGCCCCGUGUAUCUGUGUAUGAGUUAGUGGUCAGUAGAACACUGCAGUCAGUCUGUCUGUUGCUCUUUGGCCUCUCGGUGUGUUGCUCACCCCACUGACCACAAACCAAGUCAUUUGCCAACUUAGUGGCAUUCUGCUGUUGACUGUCUGAGCAACCAGCUCAGUUUGUGAAAUAGUCACAAAAUGUAAUGUAUUGAUUUGUGUACACAGGUUUUCACUUUUUGUUGUUGUUGUGAUGGGCAGCACAAAAUCAAUUUGUAUGUACAAUAUUAAAAUGCUAACAACUAAUAUCUAAAUAUACCAAAUACUAUUAUACUGAUAUAUUAAUAUUAGAGAAAUCCUAUAAUAUUCUUGUUUUUAUUUGAAAUGUGUUACUUGCUUAUUCAUGUCCUAUGUAGAGCCUUUAGGAAAGCUCAUCUAUGCUGGAAUUAGCUUUUGUAUCCACUAGGUGGUGUUACUAUACUGACACUGGACUUAACAUUCAAACCAGAUGCAAAGCAGCAAAUAUUCACUGUAUACUGAAUAAUGUUGUCAUCAUAUAAACAGAUCACAUCCUCACAGUCAAUAUAUUCCUACAUAUUCCUAUUCAAAAGAAUAUAUUAUAAACCCAAACUACACUAUCCACAAAGACAUUUCCAAUAAAAUGUAAUUUCUUGUCCU